Messenger RNA from Gracilinanus agilis (Agile Gracile Mouse Opossum), 2190 nucleotides. It is a transcript of the gene ZBTB48, whose product is annotated as zinc finger and BTB domain containing 48. Gene Ontology annotation, molecular function: protein binding; RNA polymerase II cis-regulatory region sequence-specific DNA binding; DNA-binding transcription factor activity, RNA polymerase II-specific. The coding region runs from base 78 to 2144 and encodes 688 amino acids. The record is from RefSeq and is a predicted model, not a curated record. Lineage: Eukaryota; Metazoa; Chordata; Mammalia; Didelphimorphia; Didelphidae. Gene Ontology annotation, biological process: regulation of transcription by RNA polymerase II. The transcript has 11 exons. Gene Ontology annotation, cellular component: nucleus.
GCUCAGCUCUGGCAGUUGCUCCGUGGGAGCUUGGCAGGCGCUGGGGGAGUCUCUGGAGCGGGCUGGGCCCGGGGCAGAUGAUGGAUGGCUCUUUUGUUCAGCACAGUGUGCGAGUGUUACAGGAGCUCAACAAACAGCGAGAGAAGGGUCAGUACUGCGAUGCCACCCUGGAUGUGGGGGGCUUGGUGUUCAAGGCCCACUGGAGUGUCCUUGCCUGCUGCAGCCAUGUUUUCCAAAGCCUGUAUGGGGAUGGCACAGUGGGCAGCGUGAGCCUCCCUGCUGUUUUUGCUGAGAUCUUUGGCCUCUUGCUGGAUUUUUUCUACACGGGCCACCUUGCCCUCACUGCAGGGAACCGGGAUAAAGUACUCCUGGCAGCUAGAGAGCUUCAUGUACCUGAGGUUGUAGAGCUAUGCCAAAGCUUCAAACCAGAGGACUUUGUGGGACAGGAGCUGGCCAGCCCAGAGACAUCCAUCCCUGAGGAUUUGAAUGGCCACCUGAAGCGGCCACCUGACUCUGAAGAGGAAGAAGUGGCCAGGGUUUUCUACACAGGCAUUAGUUUUCAGCAGCCCUGCUCUCCUCAGAGCCCUCAUGGGGCCAAACCUAGUCCCCUUGGACAGAAUGAGAACCCUUCCUCUCCCCAGGAGAGAUUCCAGCAAACACUGAAGCCCAGCAGCAUCCCAGCCAGCCCUAGAGACAAAGACCUUCAGGACUGUAAAGACCCCCAGAGGCCCUUGAAGGCAGGAGGGGUCCUGCUACAGGCUGGUAGUAAUGAGUGGGAAGUGGUGGUCCAAGUUGAGGAUGAUGCAGAUGGAGAUGACAUUUCUGAAUCAGAAACUGUGCAGACCACAAGGAAGUCAGACAUGGCCCCAAAGGCUGGUGCUCUGGAGUCGGCCCUGAGCCUGGGGCCCCCAGUCGCCAAGCCCCGCAGGAAAAGAAAAGGUACAGCUGUGCCGGUUGAAUGCCCCACAUGUCAUAAAAAGUUCCUCAGCAAAUAUUAUCUAAAAGUCCACAACAGAAAACACACUGGGGAGAAGCCUUUUGAAUGUCCUAAAUGUGGGAAAUGCUACUUUAGGAAAGAGAAUCUCCUGGAGCAUGAAGCACGGAAUUGCCUGAACCGCUCAGAGCAGGUGUUUACUUGUUCUGUGUGCCAGGAGACGUUCCGGCGGAGGAUGGAGCUGCGCAUUCACAUGGUGUCCCACACGGGGGAGAUGCCCUACAAGUGCUCGUCCUGCUCCCAGCAAUUCAUGCAGAAGAAGGACUUGCAGAGCCACAUGAUCAAGCUGCACGGGGCCCCCAAGCCCCACGCGUGUCCCACCUGCGCCAAAUGCUUCCUGUCCCGAACCGAGCUUCAGUUACACGAAGCCUUCAAGCACCGAGGAGAGAAGCUCUUCGUGUGCGAGGAGUGCGGGCACCGGGCCUCCAGCCGCAACGGGCUCCAGAUGCACAUCAAGGCUAAGCACAGGAAUGAGCGGCCCUACGUCUGCGAGUUCUGCAGCCACGCUUUCACCCAGAAGGCCAAUCUCACCAUGCACCUGCGCACGCACACCGGCGAGAGGCCCUUCCAGUGCCACCUGUGUGGCAAAACCUUCCGCACACAAGCGAGCCUGGACAAGCACCACCGGACGCACACGGGCGAGCGGCCGUUCAGCUGCGAGUUCUGUGAGCAGCGCUUCACCGAGAAGGGGCCCCUGCUGAGGCACGUGGCCAGCCGCCACCAGGAGGGCCGGCCCUACUUCUGCCAGAUCUGUGGGAAGACCUUCAAAGCGGUGGAGCAGCUGCGGGUGCACGUGAGGAGGCACAAAGGCGUGAGGAAGUUCGAGUGUACCGAGUGCGGCUACAAGUUCACGCGACAGGCCCACCUGCGCCGGCACAUGGAGAUCCAUGACCGCGUGGAGAAUUACAACCCUCGGCAGAGGAAGCUCCGGAACCUGGUCAUCGAGGACGAGAAGAUGGUGGUGGUGGCGCUGCAGCCGCCCCCCGAGCUGGAGAUGGGCUCCCCCGAGGUGAUCGUGGAGUCCCUGGCGCAGGGCCUGGCGCAGCUCCCCGGCCAGAGACUCUGUUCAGAGGAGAACUUUGCUAGCUCGGACGUCAUGGAGCAGUCGCUCAUCAUCACCGCCGCCCUCCCCGAGGACUGCGACACCUAGCGGGCCUCCCUGCCUCCCUCCCCCCAAUAAAGCCUGUUGCUUUGCA